Molecule: messenger RNA, 838 nt
Organism: Marchantia polymorpha subsp. ruderalis
Lineage: Eukaryota; Viridiplantae; Streptophyta; Marchantiopsida; Marchantiales; Marchantiaceae
Source: the annotation of a GenBank genome assembly
CGGAGUGCGGAUUCUGAGAACUCGAGGACCUCAGCAUAGCAGAUUCUCUUGCGGUUGAUCUCGGAUGGAGCAGUACUCAGAGCUCACACAGUCCGCAUGCCCGCUUGACCAAUGAAGAAUCUGGCCCCGAGAUAUGCGUCAUCAUGCCUUCCCCGCCCAUCAAGCUUGUCUGGAUUUCAUACCAGAGAAACGCUACUGACGUACCUCGUGGACUCAGACCUGAGGCCUCUGAUGAUGAUGAUGAUGGCGAUGAGACACAGACUGCAGCACUGCGGGCGGGCGUAUUCAAGAUUAUUUGCUCACAUCAUACUGCAAAACUCGGUCGAAUCAGAUCCAUAAUUGACAAACUUUGCCCACGCCAACAAAUCAAACGGGUACCUGAGAUCAUGUGUUCAAGUAUCACAACUAAAUGCAAGAUUUGAGUCCUCUGUUCCACACCGCAAACAAAACUUCAAGAAGAAUCCCUGCAAGCAAAGGUGGGCUAGUGAUCCAUCUCCCUGAGCCCUUGAGGGGGAGACGGGCUGGGGAACAAUGUUCCAGAAGUUCAAUAUCUUUCGGGGCAAGGUUGUGGAAACCCCUCGGUAAACUAUGAUAACCAUCCCAGUCCUUGAUCAGGUCAGAUCAGGUGAGGUGAUCAAGCAGGCGAAUUUAGUAGCACGAGGUCCGUGUUAGUAGAUCUAGAAAUUGUUCACGCAUUGUAGCCAGUUCGAGAGUAGUGUGUCAGACCAGAGCGCAAAAAAUAAUGCAAUGACCUUCAAGUUGCGGAAAAUUCUUGAAUCUCAGAACCGAUUCCAGGAUACCCACAUUUUAAUUGCCGGAGCCCAUCGUAGGCUGUCGU